AUGUCUAGACCACCUGGGCAAAUCCCACCACGUCCUCCCCUUUCACGUCCUUCCCUUUCAAACUCGUUACCAACGGGUACUCCACGUCCUGGAACCAGUCAGACCCAAGGUGCAGUGCCUUCUGGUUCUUCAAAUAAUGGUAUUCCAAGACCUGGUGCUCCUCGUCCCCCAAUUCCACCAUAUCCUGGUGUUCAACCUCCAUCAUAUCUCCCAAAUUCGUCAAACCCUCCUCGCUCUUAUGGCUCUCCUUAUUCCUGUCUUUCUUCAACUUCGUCAACUCGUCCUUCUACCGAAGAAAAUCCCUAUUAUCCUGCGGAUGAGGCUGCUGACAAGCAUCGACAAGCAAAGGUUAUCGAGUACCUCGUCAAAAAAGGUUACAACCGAACUGAACAGAUGCUACGAUCUGAAUCUUCCAACCUUGAUAGAGAUGGAAAACCUAUUCAAGAACGUGCCGAGGACCUUGGUACAGCAAAAUAUGCAAAAGGUUUCCGAUUAUUGAGUAAUUGGAUCGAAUCUAACUUGGAUAUCUACAAGUUUGAGUUGCGCAGACUCCUUUGGCCCGUUUUUGUUUAUUCCUUUAUUGAGCUCAUCACAAAUAAUUAUACAACUGAUGGAAAGGCCUUUUUGAAUGAAUUCAAAGAUCAAUUCCAACAAGUCCACGCCGAUGAACUCACUACAUUUGAUACAAUCAGUUUACCACAACAAAUCAACGAUAAUACUAUCACCAAGCUUUAUCUAUCCUCAAAAUAUCGAAUCCCUCUCAACACCCAUGUUUACUUCAACCUCAUAACUCACCUCGAAUCGAACAGCAAACAAGGAGGAUCUGUUAUUAUUUAUUUGCUACAGACCUACUGCGAAAUUCGUGAAACAGAGCGAGGACCCAUUGAUCAAUUUAGUUUCGAAGCUAUCAUCAAUCAAGCACAUGGUGUUGAACCGGAAGAGUCUGACCUUCAAGAAGGAAUCCCUGGAGCUUUUACCGGAGUUACGAACAAAGAUAUCCAAGAUAAUAAUGCCAAGCUACUUUUGGGACCGAUGGCAAUGGAAGAAGAAUUGGCUUCAGAUGUUCGCGCAGAUCUUGAUGAGGAAGAUAGUAAGAACCCGCCUGAGCUCGGUAAACCAUCCUUGAUAGAAUUGUUUGAUCAAAGUAUCAAGCGUGAGGAAGGUGUUGAAGGACCUAACCGCAACGACAUCCCAUACCCUCCUUCUCGUGCUCGGGAUGUCACCAUGGAGGUUCAAAAGAUCAAAGAACAUCGAGAUAGAUUCAAGAUUGAAAGCCGUAAUGGUGGGGUUGGUCCUGCAGUCUCUAUUUGCAUGUUUACUUUCCACAAUACUCUUGAUACGAUCAAUUGUAUCGAAUUUUCCGAUGAUAAUAAUCUGGUUGCUGUUGGAACGGAAGAAUCUUACAUUCGUGUUUGGCAUUUACAUGGCGAACCAUUGCCUAGUGAAACCCCACCAGGUCCAAAUGAUCCGCCACCAUCGAACUCUCGUCGUCUAAUCGGUCAUUCCGCACCUGUAUAUGCCGUGUCUUUCUCUCCUUCGAUUCGAGGUGCAGAUGAAAGUGAUACAGCUACUGCUCCCAAAUUACUUCUCUCAUCUUCCUCGGAUCGAACAAUUCGUCUUUGGUCCCUUGAAGCAUGGGCUUGCCUUGUCGUAUACAAAGGUCAUGAAGGUCCGGUAUGGAAUGUAAAGUGGGGACCAUUUGGUCAUUACUUUUUGACUUGCGGUCAUGAUCGAUCUGUUCGUAUUUGGGGACAAGAUCAUAUUUCAUACCUUCGAAUGUUUAUUGGUCAUGACUCCAAUGUCAAUCAAAUCGCUUGGCAUCCAAAUGGAGCAUAUGUUUUCUCGGCAAGUGAUCAAGCUGAUAAGACUGUUCGCAUGUGGUCUUUUACAACUGGUGAUUGUGUUCGUGUCUUCACUGGUCAUACCGACACCAUUAGUGCUCUUCAAUGCGCUCCUAAUGGAAAGAUUCUAGCAUCUGCAGAUUGUGGUGGAAGUAUCAUUCUUUGGGAUCUUGCAAAGGGAACACAAAUCAAACGUUGCAGAGGUCAUGGAAAAGGUGGAAUUUGGUCUUUAUCAUUCAGUGUUGAAUCUACAGUUUUGUGUUCGGGUGGAGCUGAUGGUACUGUUCGUCUAUGGGAUAUCGAAGUUCCUUCUGAUCCAUACAAGAACACUGAUGGUGAAAUCAUCGGUACUGGUGGACAAGCUGAUGCAACUCGUGUUACGGGUGCCAUUACCGGUGCUCAAGCUAAUCCUACUACUGGUUCUUCCAAGAAGAAGGGUAAGGAAACAAUGAUUACUCCAGAUCAAAUUGUUGCAUUCCCUACCAAGAGAUCACCAGUUUACAAAGUCAUGUUUACAAGAAUGAAUUUGGUCAUGGCUGGAGGAUGUUAUUUACCUUGA
Botrytis deweyae is the source of this 2400-nucleotide messenger RNA. RefSeq lists its product as uncharacterized. The record is from RefSeq and is a predicted model, not a curated record. Gene Ontology annotation, molecular function: RNA polymerase II general transcription initiation factor activity; protein binding. Gene Ontology annotation, cellular component: transcription factor TFIID complex. Bases 1 to 2400 code for a protein of 799 amino acids. The transcript is spliced from 3 exons. NCBI's taxonomy places the organism in Eukaryota, Fungi, Ascomycota, Leotiomycetes, Helotiales, Sclerotiniaceae. Gene Ontology annotation, biological process: transcription initiation at RNA polymerase II promoter.